Molecule: messenger RNA, 880 nt
Organism: Colletotrichum navitas
Lineage: Eukaryota; Fungi; Ascomycota; Sordariomycetes; Glomerellales; Glomerellaceae
Exons: 1
Coding region: 211-801 (196 amino acids)
Source: RefSeq, a predicted model, not a curated record
UUUAACAACAUUUCCCAGCAGCGAUAGGCAGUGACCGCGCGCCCCAGAUGGAAUUCACAGAUUUUUUGUUUGGUGUCAAACCCAGGCUAUCGUGGCGUCUGCAAUGCAGAAAAACCUGGAACCUGUUCUUUGACAAUACACGAUGCAGGAAAAGACGCUGCACGAGCCAGACGCCUUCCUUGCACUACAAACCACAAGCAGUAUCUCUCCAUGUUGUCGGACGAUUUACAAAGAUGUGCCGGGGAAGACGAGGGGGAACGGCAGAAGAUCGAACAUGGUGUGGGAACCUGGGCCUCAACAAUCCCAAUAUUCGUCCGAGUGUAUGACUUGGGUCAAUCCGGGCACCAUUAUUGCUCAAUUUCCCGGCCAAAUGCUUUAACGGAGAGCAAGUCCGUUUGUCGUUUUUCUUUAGGUCAUCAGACGAGUGGACCUGGGCAAGGCAUGUCUGCCGGGACCAGGGUGGAAAAGACGACCUGCGGCGCUUUUGCUAGCGGCGCAACCAGGGCCAACCCAGCGUCCGUGGUAUCAGCGCGGGACGCAGAUACCAGCCGAGCGCCCUGCAGAUCGAUAACUGCCAGGAUCAAGAGCACCUGGCUCCGCGAGCUCUGCUAUCAGCCCAAUAAACCUGGCUGGAAGAAAACGUGCAUGAACUACCCGGAAGGACGGCUAUUUUCGUUCAAUGAGACGGUCCACGUGAAGUUCUCGAGACAUAAAUUCUGUCAUGGCAAUCGGCCAGUCAUGUCUGAAAAGGGGAGGGGCAUGGGGGCGAGAGGUCGCGAACAGCCCGAGCCAAAGGUAUAGGAAGACACAACCGAGGUGACGUGACGACAGCCGAUGGGACACACCGUGGAAAAUUUCAUGGCUUGGCUUGAUUCUACAA